AUGGAGCAAGUAGUUGGCAAUGAUGAUGAGAUCCUUUCACACAGCAUUAACCCACUAAUCCUCCUCUUGUCGACGACCCUGCUACUAAUCCUGCUGAUGAGUUGUCAUCUCAAGACGAAGAAGACAGGAGCCGCCGCCGCCUUUCCCCUGCCUCCAGGGCCAUGGAAGCUCCCCAUCAUCGGGAACAUCCACCAGCUGGCCUUGUCCCCCAACUCGGGCCUCGUCCACCGCAGCUUCGCGGCCCUGGCGAUGCAGUACGGCCCCGUGAUGCAGCUGAAGCUCGGGGAGACGUGGAACGUGGUCGUGUCGUCCCCGGAAGCAGCCAGGGAGUUGCUGAAAACACACGACCUCAACUUCUCGGCCAGGCCCUACAUGCCGUCGGCCAGCAUCAUCUUCUACGACGGCCGGGACAUCUCCUUCUCUCCCGAGGGGGACUACUGGCGGCGGAUGCGCAAGAUCUGCACCACGGAGCUGCUGACUGAGAAGCGAGUCAAGUCGCUGCGGCCGAUUCGGGAGGACGAGGUCCGGAAGCUGGUGAAGUUGAUUGCUGGCUCUGGCGGCGGAGCGGUGAACCUGAGCCAGCUGCUGAUCUCGGUGGCCAACGCCAUGACGUCGAGGGCCGCGUUCGGGAAGAUCCGGGAGCUAGACGGAGCUUUCCUGCCGCUCAUGCAUCGGAUCACCCAGAAGCUUGGAGGCUUCACCCUAGGGGACAUCUUCCCUUCCCACAGGUGGUUGCAUCAGAUAACUGGAACGGAGAGGCAACUGAAGAAGCUUCACACAGAAGCCGAUGCCAUGAUCCAAGAGAUCAUUGACGAUCAUUUAUCCAGAAGAGCAGCAGGAACAAGGAAAGAAAGAGAUGACCAACAAGAUCUAGUUGACGUGCUAUUGGAUUACACGGACGACCACAUUGAGGUUAAAGCCAUCAUCUUGGACAUAUUCCUAGCUGGGGGUGACACUUCCCCUACUAUCCUGGAAUGGGUUAUGGCUGAAUUGAUGAAGAACCCAAAAGAGAUGGAAAAAGUACAAACAGAAGUCAGAGGUGUGUUUGACACAAAGGGGAAAGCGGUAGAUGAAGCCUAUUUCGAUGAACUAUACUAUUUCAAAUCAGUUGUUAAAGAAACUUUCAGAUUGCAUCCCCCGGUUCCUUUAUCGAUUCCAAAAGAAGCUCGAGAAAUGGUUGUGAUUGCUGGAUACCAAAUACCAGAAAAAACAAGGGUCAUUGUCAAUUCCUGGGCCAUCGGUCGAGAUCCCGCGCACUGGACCUACCCAGAUCAAUUUAUACCGGAGAGAUUCCUUGACACAUCCAUCGACUAUAAGAAUAAUGAUUUCCAGUUCAUCCCAUUUGGAGCUGGACGAAGGAUCUGCCCAGGCAUGAAUUAUGGGCUUGCUCUUGUCUAUCUCCUACUCGUAAAUUUGCUCUACCAUUUUGAUUGGAAACUCCCAAACCAAAUCAAACCCCAAGAACUUGAUAUGUCGGAAGAAUUUGGAGCUACAAUUGUAAGAAAAAACAAUUUGUAUCUCAUUCCCAUUCCCUACCAUGCACCCUAA
Molecule: messenger RNA, 1548 nt
Organism: Linum tenue
Lineage: Eukaryota; Viridiplantae; Streptophyta; Magnoliopsida; Malpighiales; Linaceae
Source: the annotation of a GenBank genome assembly